Messenger RNA from Penicillium daleae, 1245 nucleotides. RefSeq lists its product as uncharacterized. Gene Ontology annotation, cellular component: membrane. Gene Ontology annotation, molecular function: serine-type endopeptidase activity. The coding region runs from base 1 to 1245 and encodes 414 amino acids. NCBI's taxonomy places the organism in Eukaryota, Fungi, Ascomycota, Eurotiomycetes, Eurotiales, Aspergillaceae. The transcript has 4 exons. The record is from RefSeq and is a predicted model, not a curated record.
AUGACAUCGUGCGCAAAAAAGUCCGCAUCAGAGUCCAGUGACAUCCCAGGAGAUCCUCGCACUGUCAAGAGUCGCGUUCUCGAAACCGGAGCUGCAAUGACCCAAGACUUCACGCCCGUUAAACAAAUCUGCGCGCAUUUGAAUGCCUUCCACGUUUACGCCGACGAUCCCACGCGAUGUGUCGAAUCGAACCACUAUUGUACACACUUGACAGAGGGUACUGAGCAAUUGACCCUCAACCCAGAUGUCCGACAAUGCUUGAUCUACGACUCGCCCGAGUCCAACGCACGCCUCCUCGGCGUCGAAUAUAUGAUUUCGCCGCGCAUUUUCAAAGAACUCCCACCUGAAGAACGAAAACUAUGGCACACGCAUGAGUUCGAGGUUAAGUGUGGCCUUCUCAUUAUGCCAACGCCCAGGGGCAUGCCAACCGCGGUGUGGGAAGCAGCCGAGACAGCGGAGAUGGAGGAUAUCGCACCGAUUUAUGGUAAGACAUAUCAUAUGUGGCAGGUUGAUCGUGGCGAUCCGGUGCCCAUGGGACCGCCGCAGCUGAUGGGUAGCUUUACAUCGCCCGAGACGGUCGAGAGAGCGCAUGAGGGUGGGUUGGAUGGGUUGCUUCGGGGUCGAGAUGAGAGGUUUGGAGUCGACCAUCGGACGAAGGCGAAGAAGAGACAAGACAUUGUACCUGUUGAGAAACAUCCUGUUGCCGUGCGACAUAUGGAACACGUUCUUCGAUACUCGCUGAGCAUAAAGCCAUGGGCAAUCGCCCGAAUUGCCUACAAUGGCGCUGGUUGGUUCUGUGCUUGCGCCCUGGUGUGGGAGCACCUAGUGACCCUCCAAUCGAGUGAGGGACCUUCAAUGUACCCGACUUUGAACACGCGUGGCGACUGGCUUCUGAUAUCACGGCGACACGCAAAUGGCAAGGGUAUUCAAGUGGGUGAUAUGGUGCGAUAUAACCAUCCCAACAUACUCGGUGCGCAUGCUGCGAAAAGGGUGCUCGGAAUGCCUGGGGAUUUUGUCUGUCGGGAUCCGCCUUACAGCUCUAAAGCUGGGACGCAGCCGGAUAUGAUUCAGGUUCCCGAAGGACAUGUAUUCGUAACCGGCGAUAAUCUUCCCUGGUCGAGGGACUCGAGAAACUUCGGGCCAUUGCCAUUGGGUUUGAUCAAUGGAAAGAUCGUCGCGCGAGUCUGGCCGCCAUCGAGGGCAGAAUGGAUGCGCAAUACCAUGCAGCCAGUGGAAUCGAACUAG